Molecule: messenger RNA, 634 nt
Organism: Conger conger (European conger)
Lineage: Eukaryota; Metazoa; Chordata; Actinopteri; Anguilliformes; Congridae
Exons: 5
Coding region: 20-634 (204 amino acids)
Source: RefSeq, a predicted model, not a curated record
AGAGGUCGUGACUGAUUUCAUGAACCUACGGGAGAGUGGUCUGAUCCCAUGGUACGUUACUGUGGAAGACAUGAAGGCAUGGAUCAUUUCCGAAGACCAAGCUAUCGUCAAGGAAAGAUUCCAGAUGGAAGAUUCAGGCAGGGAGGAUGGCCUGGUUUACCUGACGUGGGAGGUGAACAUCCGGCUGAAGCUGCAGGAGAUCGAGAGGGCCUGCAGACAGGUCUGCGGGAACCAGGGACUGGGGCCCCUCAGCCCACGUCUAGCCUGUGACCAGAACCCUCACCAGGCCGCUCUUACGGACCUGCAGUCACCGAACGGCGGUGUUUUACCGCCCAGCUCACUCUCAUCCCGUUACGAAUUUGUGUUUUUCAAAUUUCCUGACAUUUUUGACGCCCGCGCCGUUGUCCAGCGGGCCUUGAAGGACAUCCUGCACAAGCUGGCAUACCAGCCCGCCUCACGUCUGCAGCCGCUGCCAGACGUGGUGGUGGACGUGGUGUCCAGCCUGCUCCAGGUGAUAACGGACGAGGGUGGAGCCCGUGACGGGGCCGGAGACGAGACGGACAUGAGGCUGCUGAGCAGCAUGGCUGUCGGCACGGUGGUGUCUGUGCUGCACGCGGCUCCUCUCAGGCCCUGA